Parnassius apollo (apollo) is the source of this 1500-nucleotide messenger RNA. NCBI's taxonomy places the organism in Eukaryota, Metazoa, Arthropoda, Insecta, Lepidoptera, Papilionidae. The record is from the annotation of a GenBank genome assembly.
AUGAAUAGAAGAAGAGGACAUGAGGAAGAAGAUGGAUAUGAUCGGGUUCAUCGUAAAAGACGUCGUGUAUCAGAAAAUCAGGAAAUUGAAGACAGAUUAGAAUCCCUUAUAUUAAGAGUUGGCGAAAAAAGUAGUUCCAGUUUGGAGAGUAAUCUUGAAGGCUUAGCUAGCGUUUUAGAAGCAGAUUUAAGCACUUUCCGUGUAAAGAUCUUGCGUAUCCUUACUGAAUGUGCCAUACGUAUGCCUGAGAAAUGUACUAUUUAUGCUACGUUGGUUGGUCUACUCAAUGCGAAAAAUUAUAAUUUUGGUGGAGAAUUCGUGGAUUAUAUUGUAAAGACAUUUAAAGAAAAUUUAAAGACAGGAAAAUGGAAUGCGGCUAGGUAUUGUCUACGUUUUAUUUCAGAUUUAGUCAAUUGCCACGUAUUGGCUGCAUCAUCUUUAUUGACACUCUUAGAAACUUUGGUUGACUGCGCUAAUGAAGAUGGAGUACCACAAGUUAGAAGAGAUUGGUUCGUAUUCGCUGUUCUCUCAACUUUGCCAUGGGUUGGGAGAGAAUUAUAUGAGAAGAAAGAAUCUCAACUCGAUCAUUUACUAGUAACAAUAGAAGUGUUUCUAAAUAAAAGAAGUAAAAAGCACUGGCCAGCAUUAAAAGUGUGGUCAGCAGACUCACCUCACCUUCAAGAAGAAUAUUUGGAUUGUCUGUGGGCACAAAUUAAAAAGUUGAGACAAGACAACUGGUCGGAAAAGCAUAUUCCGAGACCUUAUCUUGCUUUUGAUUCUAUUCUUUGUGAGGCUUUACAACAUACUCUUCCAAGUAUACAGCCUCCACCACACAAUGAUGGGGAUACUUACCCCAUGCCAAGAGUUAUAUUUCGUAUGUUUGACUACACAGACUGCCCAGAUGGUCCAGUUUUACCAGGAGCACAUUCUAUUGAGAGAUUUCUAAUUGAAGAACAUCUUCACAAUAUUUUAGAAGCAUAUCACUUGGAACGCAAGGAAUGUGCUGCCCAACUUCUGUGCUUUCCAUAUAAAGCUAAAAUUCCACUUGAAUACUGUAUUGUUGAGGUGAUUUUUGCAGAGUUAUUUAAUCUGCCUGUACCAAGAUAUUUGGAGAUUUGCUAUGGUUCGAUUCUUAUUGAACUUUGUAAGCUUCAGCCUUCUACUAUGCCCCAAGUACUAGCUCAAGCUACGGAAAUUCUUUUUAUGAGAAUUGACACAAUGAAUGUGGCUUGUUUUGACAGAUUUGUCAAUUGGUUUGCAUAUCAUCUAAGCAACUUUCAAUAUCGUUGGUCGUGGGAAGAUUGGGAAGGAUGUAUUCAACUUGAUCCAGACCAUCCUAAGCCUCGGUUUAUAAGAGAAGUCUUAGGAAAAUGUCUCAGGUUGUCAUAUCAUCAAAGAGUGAAGGACAUGACACCAGAGACCUUAGCUCCCUUGGUGCCACUUAAACCAGAACCAAUUUACAAGUAUUCAAUGGAAGGAGCAGGUAAGUUACGAAAAUAA